AGGAGUACUAAGGACCAAAGGCAUCGUACCAUCACAAUAAACCUACAGCGUGAAAUUGAGGCCUUGCGACGAAAGCGUCGAUGUAUUGCUACCCAAAAGAGCCAACUUGCAGCUGCGUACUACUCGAUGCAUAGCAAACUUCUCGAUGUCCAACAGGAACGAGACAAUGCGCUGGAAAAACGAGACGAAGUGAACACAAAACUCCAAGCCAAGUUGAAGGAGAAGGGCAUGUGGAUACAGCGCCACGAUUAUGUCCAACAACUGCAUAAACAAGAAUUGAAGCAAUGGUCAGAAUUCAAGGACACUAUGGAGAAGUCGCUUGAAAAACAAGUUCUGCACCACGCGUUGGAAAAGUUGAUUGAUGAAGAGCGUCAUGUCGUGUGCAAUGAGCUGCAAAACCAGUUUGACAACGGCAACAAGGCGUUGCAAGAAGCCAAGCAAGAAAUUCAAGAGACCAAAAUGAUUUUGAUGGAUAUGGAGAAAAAGAAGAGAACUUUGGCGUCGCAACUUCGUCAAGCCCAAGGAGCACACGAACAACUGCUUGCCAGAGAGCGGAGUGCACGAGCAACAGUCAAACUGCAGCAUCAAGGCGUACAAUUGAAUCAGCAGCGAAGCUCACUGCCCAAGCCAUCACGACGCCGGAAGAAGACUGACAUGGUCGAUCCAUAA
Molecule: messenger RNA, 669 nt
Organism: Aphanomyces invadans
Lineage: Eukaryota; Oomycota; Saprolegniomycetes; Saprolegniales; Verrucalvaceae
Exons: 1
Coding region: 127-669 (180 amino acids)
Source: RefSeq, a predicted model, not a curated record